Neomonachus schauinslandi (Hawaiian monk seal) is the source of this 1033-nucleotide messenger RNA. RefSeq names its product POM121-like protein 2. NCBI's taxonomy places the organism in Eukaryota, Metazoa, Chordata, Mammalia, Carnivora, Phocidae. Bases 299 to 1033 code for a protein of 244 amino acids. The transcript has a single exon. The record is from RefSeq and is a predicted model, not a curated record.
GCCCUCGCGGCCCCUCUGCCUAGAAGCCAAGCGCCUGGGACCUGCAGUGGGAGCUGGAGGUUCCCCUGUCCUCAGUAGCGGCAGGCGCCCGGGGCAGUCGCCACGUCCGCGGGGCCCUGGCCUGGCUCGUGCCGGACCCGUGUCCAGAGGGUUCCUCACGUGAGACCCCACGUGCCGCCCUCGCGCCCUGAUACCAACGGUCGCUCUAGCCCUGCGAGUUCCGCGUCCGCAGACACCUGGGGCACUUGUGGAAGCCGGGUUUCCUCGUCGGAGUCCCCGACCCCGCCGCACCGCGAACAUGGGCAGCUACCUGAGCAGAUACCUGGGCACAGCCAAGGCCGCGCUGCCACGCCCCGCUUGGAGGUGCCGGUCCCUGCGGCCCAGGCCGGCCCACCGCCCCCUGGGCCCGAUUCAGAGCCAAGUCAUCUCCAUCCACCGGGAGCGCUGGAUCCGGCGCCGGCCCCGCCCCACCCUGCCGCCCCACCUGGACCACCCCAGAGUUCAGAGGGCGAUAGUCCCCAAGGCCUGGAGGCGCUUUCACGGCAAGUCACCCCUCCACACCUUCCUGGGGUUGGAUUUCUCUAGCGACCGCGAGAGUUUCAUGAAGCAGUGGCUUUGGAAAGCCCAGAACCUCCUAAACAUCUGGAACAUGGUGACCAUCAAAAUCACUCCUGCUGAGCGCAGUGGGAGCUUCAGCAGGGGUCCACCCAUCCAGGAGCAGCCGGACUCCUGUGCCAAGGAGACCCGGCUGAGGGCUCGGAGCCCGUGCAAGAAAGGAAAGAAGAGGAUCCACAGACCUCUCCAGUUUGAAGCCCCCCACGCCAAGAGAAGGAGGCCGAGCCCAGGGGCCAGGCCAUCUGCCUUCAAGCCUGUGUGGAAAGAUGGAGUGGUCCCUUCCUUUGUGCCCAGGCCUGGGCCUCUGAGAAGGGGCUUCUGCUCCUGGCAUCCUGGUGAUGGAGCGGACGCCCACCCCGGGCCUGACCUGCUGCCAGGGCACCACCAGGCCACCGCAGAGUCCCCGGGCCUCGGCUGA